UUAAAAAUCAAUUAAAAAUAAAAAAAUAAAUCUCGACGUCGUCGUCGCCGUCUCGCUCGCCGUCGACGAGUCAAGCGGGCGGCGGUGCCGGUACCGGCCGGGGUGCCCCGGCCGUGUCCCACCAUGCCCGACCUCACCAAACCCCCUUCCCCUCGCCCCCGCCGCCGCCGCUGCCGCCUCUGCGGCCUCUGCCUCGGCACCGCGUUCCUCGCCCUCGUCGUCUCCGCCCUCGUCCACCACUUCUUCCCGGCGCCCCCGCGCCACCCCGCCGCCCGAUCCCCGCGCUUCGCGGUCAUCAUCGACGGCGGGAGCACCGGCACCCGGGCCCACGUCUUCGCCACGGGGCCCGACGGGCGGCCGGAUCUGGCGCGGUCGGCCGUGAUGCGCGUCUCGCCCGGGCUCUCCUCGUUCGCCGCCGAGCCCGCGCGUGCGGGGGAUUCGCUGCGGCCGCUGAUGGAUUUCGCCAGGGACAAGGUCGGGGGCGCGGGGGCCGCCGCGGCGACGGAGGUGCGGCUCAUGGCCACCGCCGGGCUGCGGCUGCAGGAGGAGCGCGUCCGGGAGGCCAUCUUGUCGUCUUGCAGGGACGUGCUCAGGGCUUCUGGCUUCCGGUUCGAGGACUCAUGGGCCGAGGUGAUACCAGGAUCUGAUGAGGGCAUCUAUGCUUGGAUUGCGGCAAACUAUGCUCUUGGCACGCUUGGAGGGAAUCCACACAAAACCAUCGGAAUAAUUGAACUUGGGGGCGCCUCAGCACAGCUGACAUUUGUUUCUGAUGAAGUACUUCCUCCAGAACUGUCAAGAAAUUUUACUUUUGGUGAAACAACAUAUACUCUUUAUAGCAACAGCUUUCUAAACUUUGGUCAAAAUGCAGCACAAGAAUCCUUUCGUGAAAUACUGAGGUCAAAAGACUCCUCGAAAAAUGGUACACUUGUAGAUCCAUGUGCUCCCAAAGGAUAUUCUCGCAUCAAAGAAGUAAUAUCAAGAUCAAACAGUCUUUCAAAAUCUAAAUUAGAGAAUCAGUUUGCUGAUAGUGGGGACGGAGACUUUACAGGGUGCAGAUCUUCUUCUUUGAUGCUGCUGAAAAAAGGAAAUGAAGAGUGCCGGUAUCAACGAUGCCAACUUGGACCAACUUUUGUACCAGAGCUCCGUGGACAUUUCUUAGCAACUGAAAAUUUCUAUUUUACAUCAAUGUUCUUUGGACUGAAGCAAUCUUCAUCACUGUCGGAUUUUGUGCUUGCUGGAGAGCAAUUAUGCAGCAAGGACAUGUCUACUCUUAGACAAAAAUAUCCUAAUCAGUCAGAUGAUGAUUUUUCACGAUAUUGCUUCUCGUCAGCAUAUAUUGUAGCUCUGCUGCACGACAGUCUUGGUGUACCGCUGGAUGACAAGAGGAUUGAGUAUUCAAAUCAGGUUGGAGACACUCAGGUUGAAUGGGCCCUGGGGGCUUUCAUUUCAAACAUAAAAGACACAAUUUUAGAGUCACCAGGCACAGGUAGAUCAGCCCGUAAAAGUAGAUCAUUGCUUGCUGUACUGCUGGGGGUGUUUCUUUUAGGUGGAGCACUUUGGUUGGCAAGAUGGAGGAAGCCCAAGACGAAGAUCAUAUACGACUUAGAGAAAGGCCGAUACAUAAUCACACGCGUCAGCUGAUGCUGACCUCUGUGCAGAGGAAAUCAUAUAUACACAACUGGAAUAGAUUGGUAUUCUGUGUACCAUAAUGUACAAGUUCAAUUCUUUGUAUUCUUGCUCCUUGUUAAGAGCUGGGUGGGAGCCGUAGAGGAGCCAUGAAGGAUAGCUACGUGUAUGUACAGAAGCACCUGUAGAACAUUUUCUCAUGUAUUUAUUCUAUUUAUUUGUUGAUGGAAUAACCAUAGUUUGGUUCAUGU
Oryza brachyantha (malo sina) is the source of this 1877-nucleotide messenger RNA. Its product is annotated as probable apyrase 6. Gene Ontology annotation, cellular component: membrane. The transcript is spliced from 8 exons. Gene Ontology annotation, molecular function: nucleoside diphosphate phosphatase activity. The coding region runs from base 124 to 1641 and encodes 505 amino acids. The record is from RefSeq and is a predicted model, not a curated record. NCBI's taxonomy places the organism in Eukaryota, Viridiplantae, Streptophyta, Magnoliopsida, Poales, Poaceae. Gene Ontology annotation, biological process: nucleoside diphosphate catabolic process.